Octopus sinensis (East Asian common octopus) is the source of this 6226-nucleotide messenger RNA. RefSeq lists its product as uncharacterized. The coding region runs from base 1 to 5397 and encodes 1798 amino acids. The transcript is spliced from 18 exons. Gene Ontology annotation, molecular function: actin filament binding; microtubule binding. NCBI's taxonomy places the organism in Eukaryota, Metazoa, Mollusca, Cephalopoda, Octopoda, Octopodidae. Gene Ontology annotation, cellular component: actin filament; cytoplasm; cytoskeleton. Gene Ontology annotation, biological process: cortical actin cytoskeleton organization; actin nucleation; actin filament network formation. The record is from RefSeq and is a predicted model, not a curated record.
AUGACUGUCUGGGCUUUUUCGACGAGUUCCCCUUCAAACGAAACUGAAAAUAAAUCCAAAAUAUUCAAAGGAUCAGCGUUAGUGUCUGCUCUUCUGGAUAUCGGCGAUCAACGUUUUGCCACGCGUGCAGUUGCGUUGGAUUUUGCACGCCGUCUUUUUAGGCUGGGCCUUGUCAGGAGCAUUUUCGGUGCCUGUAACUUUGAAGAUUCAGUGCAGCUUUAUACCUGGCACAAUGGUGAGGAUAUCGAACGGGUCUCCAACACAAAUCGGAAUUGCCGUGGAUGCUCAGUAUGUUUCCAGUGUAGAUCCCGAGCUCGGUUUAAUAAAGGGAUGACCAAGAAUCAUCCAGCGUAUUCUCGGUCGACAACGUCUCAGAACACAGACAAUCAAUAUAGCAGAAACCUACAGACCCCUUCGGACAAUCGAAUGAAUGUUAACGCUCAGUUCGUCGAAGACGUUCGGAAUAAAUUACUAAGCAUCGGAGGGGUUUCAAGUUCGAAUUCACCCACUGAUAGCUGUGGAGACCCACACACCAAGCAUAUUCAGCAUACCAAAGAUAUACAACAUUCGACUAAGCUGAAAGCAACACACACAACUCAUUAUCCUUUAAGAGUGAAACUCAAAGACCGUUGCACGACAAAUUCUAUUAAAAUGGACAGCGGUGUUAAAACAGACAAAUAUUUAUCCGAGAAACAUUUAUUUCCAUUGGAUUAUAACACACCAAUGAAAAUCCCACAAGAAAUGCCAAAAAAUUUGGAGACGCAGGUAUUCCGUGCCUGUGUCGAUGAUUGUGAGUUAACGGCUUACAAAAAACAUAACAUUUGCAACAACCACAGCAUUCAUGCUAACACCACGAUCGCCAACGCAAAUACUACCACCACCGCUACUACCACCACAACCACCACCACCACCACUGCUUUCACAAACCAUCCCCACCAUCCCCACAAUCCUCACCACAGUAAAAACAACGAUCACAACAACAACAACAACAACAAAAAUAUUGGUAACAGCUGUUUCGAGGCUGUUAUGAACGGCAACCAAAGUCAGAGUGGGAUGAAAAAUUGGGGAUGUGCUGACCCCUGUUCUUCGUAUUCGGACAACGAGAAGCAGCUGAUGGAGGAGAUGAACCGGAUGAAGAGGGAACACCAGCGCGUGCUGCGGACUUAUGAGGAUCGAAUCAGUAAACUCAUGACGAAAAUGCAUGAGCUGCACAACAUUGCCGAGAUGCUGGAGAACUCGAGUAACAAAUCUGUUACCUACGGAGUACUUCCGGGGAAAGCUCUUCAGCAGCAGCAGCAGCAGCAACAACAACAACAACAACAGCUGCAGCUGCAGCAACAUCCGUCGAUGCACUUACAAAAUACUGCCAUGCGACAUGCACUGCAAGCGAACGAUGCAAUGGUUGAUGGUGAGGUUGCUCCCGGUUACGGCGUUUCCCAUACGACUACACCCACGCCUCCACCGCCUCUUCCUCCUCGCACGGACCAGCUGGUCAAGGGAGGCGACUCCAGUAAACCGAUGCACUCCGCCAAAGUGAAACUGGUGCAGCUUCCUUGGCAAAAAGUUGUUACAAAUCCAGACAACAAUAAUUCCAAAAGUGUUGUCUGGAAUACAUUGGCGGAAACAGAAGUUGACACUUGUGAACUCGAUAGACUUUUUGAAAAAUCUUCGCAAAAGUCCUCUUCUUCCAUUCAAAACUUGUACGAUGAUAUUUGCUACCGCUGUCGGUCCCGGAAAUCUCAUUUGAGCUCAACCUUGGAUCCGGUGAAGAAUCAAGAAAUGGUCCUACACAUGAAACAAAUCAAGUGUACCUAUGGGGACAUAGUCCAAGCUUUGUUGACCCUAUCAAUAGAGACCCUACGGUUCGCAAAUCCUAUCAGUUUAGCUGAGCUUUUUCACCUGAUGUCAACUGGAAGAGACCCUGAACAAAUCAACAGAAGAGACAGGCAAAUAUCCAAUUCACCAAUCAACUGCUCGGAUUACCUCAUGUCGGAACUUUCAAGUAUGGAAUUGUUACGGGAACGGUUAGACUUUCUUCGCUUCAAGCUAAGACUACUGGCAGAAAUGUUUGAAACAGACCAACGCCUGCGAGCCGUCCACGCAGCAUGUGAUGAAUUAUACAACAGUUUACCAUUGAAGAAUCUUCUGAGUGCCAUUGUAAGCGUUGGAAACUAUCUCAACCGAGGUUCUUGUCUCGGUCAAGCAAACGGCUUCCUGUUAGACAUUCUUCCAAAUCUCAAAGACAUUUUCGCAAAAUUUAACAAAAGAAAUUUAUUAGAACACAUAAUAAUGGUCUACUGCCAGACGUACGAAAACACACCUGAUUUCUAUUCAAUGAAAGCAUUUCCAUUUCCCAACCCAGCUAUGCUUCGGCAGGCAUCUCAGGUAUCUUUCGAUGAUAUGACAAAAAGUCUUUAUUCAUGGAAAAACGAACUCAUUAACAUGCGCAACAAGAUUCACUCUGGAUUACAAAGCAACAGCUCUAAGCAAGUGGAAAAUUUCCAGGCGGCUGUAGAACGUUUUCUUAUGGCUGCUCUGGAGACUUUGGACGAGCAGAAGAAGUUCCUGCAAGAUACCAAAAGCUAUACUUCGAAAACACAGAUUUAUUUCUCCUUUGAAAAUAAUAGCAAAGAAUCGACCCAGCUCUUCUUCUCGUUGUGGGUCCAGUUCUUGCAAGACUGCAAGCAUUACUGGAAAAUUGCUCACCAACGAUUGGCCGAGGAAAGAUUUCGUCAGGACAUGAAUCAAAAGAUUAAACUGAUCAGCGGCAACAGACUGACCAGAGCUGCGCAAUUCCACGGUGGUCCAGAUUUGCCGCCAAGAAUUCGCAAACCGAAAGAGAAGUUAGAAAACCCGCCGUCCAUCCCACCCAAGAACUGGGAAGACAGCGUCGAAGAAGCGUGCCCCUCCUCUGAUAACGCACCCAACAGAUUUCACAAUUUACCCCCGAAGCUAAGCAAAGCAGACAGGCGGGGCCACCCCCAUCAACACACACAUACUAAUCCUUCUGCAAUACACCUAAAAACUUUCAGAAGUAGGGAUGAUUUACACGAAAUCCCUACUCAGUCCCCACCAAAACCCUUAACAUCGCGUCCACCAAAUACGUCCGAUAUUCAUAAACCAAAACCAAUGAACCCUCUUCCUAAUAGUUUCGAGAGUAGCCCUUCAAGGGUUGGAGGUAACCAGCUUGUAGCAAAUGGUGUUGUGCAUAACUAUAUAAAUCAAAGCCCAUUUGGAUCAUCGCAUGCUCUCCAUAUGAAUGCUGCACCCACAGAAGUCAUCAAUGAUAACCUCAAAGAGGCUUAUUCUUCUCAAGUAAUGUCACCAAUGUCCACAGCAGAGGUUCCGUCAGCUAAUACUGAGCCUUUUCUUAAAAGGUCAACACAGCAUUUGUUUAAAUCGUGGUUGAAACGAGAGCAAACAAAACCAAACUCGACUGAGCACACCCAGGCAAACACAAAACUCAAUGCAGACAAAACAAAAAUGAUGGCAUUUAAAUCCGUACCACCUACCCAAUCAGGCCACACAGGUGAGGAAACUGUGCGAGCCCCUAAAAUUUACACGAAAUGUCGGGAUUCUAAAACAUUAUCGACUGGGCCAGUCCAGACUUCAGCUAAUCAGGAACAAGUUCAAACAAACCCAAAUUUUACAACUAUUUCAUCAAAAUCAAACCCCCAGCAAGCUUUACCAAACCAGAAACAUCCGCCUUCACAUCAAGAUCAUCUUUAUCAGUCGCACCCAGUUUCGAAUCACUCAACAAAAACUGUUCCCUCAAAAGAAAUUAAUCUACGAUAUGAAGGUAACUCACUGACGAACAACCAUACGUUUCCUGUAGAAUCUAAGAUUGAAAACUGUGUGAAGUCACCCCUCAACGGACCACUGGUCCAUCAUCAGUCUAGUUCAUUAACACAUAAAAGCUGUCCAGAUCCUGUUAGGAAGGCUAGAAACGAGGGGAAAAUUAAUCUGAACUACCAGAAUGAGAAUGAACUCGUUUCUUCUACAAAACAGUUUGCAGACACUCAUGAAACACUCAAUUCCAGUAGACCCAGUGACCGAACUUUGAUAUCAGUCGAUAAAGAUAUCAAUAGUUAUGAAAAUCCCCAUUUAGAUUUGUACGGUGUCGAUAACCAGGUGCCCGCGAAUUGGUUGAAAUGUGCUCCUGCCCCAAGUAAAUCUUUGCCCCCCUACACAACUGCUAGCAACCAGCAACUGCAUUCUCAACACCACCAUCAUCAUCAGCAGCAACAGCAACAACAGCAGCAGCAACAGCAGCAACAACAACAGCAGCAGCAGAAAAAGAGUCAAGACUCUCGGAUGAACGUCGGUAACGGUGGACAGUCAUUCGGUAUUGGAAGUUAUGCUCAAGAACUCCAAAGUAAGAGUCGAAAAUACUUCACAACAAACAACAAUCAUUUAUCGACGGUUAAUAACAUAAGUGGCAUCACUGUUUCGAAAAAUACUCAAAGUAAGAACUGGAUUAGCUCACUAACUCAUUCAAAAGUACCUCUGAUGAGUACCGUAUCGUCUAAUGGCCAGUAUCGAAGUUCAAGCGCUUACAAUUACUCUCAAAUGAUGACGCGAGAUGGUAGUAACCCAACGAGGGACAUUCAUCCGGAUGAAAGUAGCCGAACGAGAGAUAUCGAUCCAAAUGAAAAGGCGUCAAGGCAGCGAACACCUAACGAGAAAAUUCCUCUCACUGCUCCAUCAAUAAGUUCACUCAUCGAACGAUUUGAAAAAGCUAAGGACACAUGCGAAAUCGCAACAUCUUCCAGGUCAAACGAACCUGUUUCUGAUGCAAAGCAAGUAAUGUCUGUCCCACCAGUUGCUUCAUCUCGGAGAAACCUCUUCCCGUCAACAACUGCCAUUUCAAAACCGACAACAUCGACACCAAUACCAACAACAACGACAACAACAAUACCAAUAUCGCUUCCGUUAAAGUUGGCAGAUUAUUAUGACAAUGCUAGCAGUGAAGAGGAGGAGUAUGCUUUGCGACUUAACCACCACAACGACCCCAAUUUUAUUUCUGCUGUUGAACCAUCACAUAAUUAUCCUACCAUACACCAAUACGCUGACAGUUAUGACAGGUUUAAUAAACGGGCAAGCACGUUUCCGGAAUCGGCGACACACAACGUAAAGAUUAACAAAAUGGCGUCCCAAAACAAGUUGGACAUGAUAGCCAACAACAUCACUAAUAACGCUUAUCUACAGACAGAAUACCAACCGAAUGAAUUUGAAUCUUUCAAUAACGUAUACAAUCACCAAUUGAGAGAAACCUCACAAAACUCUUACUUCUCGGACAAAGUUAAUGGCUUGCAAAUAAAUGGUUAUCCUUCGACAUCAGAACCUAGCAAAAGAAUUGUUCAUGCCCACGAGAACAUGGCAUAUAUGGCUGUUUAACCCAACCAUUACGCAUUGAGAUUACUGUCAAAUGUGAGGCUUGUUUAUUCACAAGGUUUUGAAUUAAUCACACAUUAUCUUGUAAUGUCAAGAUUUCGAUGGUGUAAUUGUUCAUUUUUGGAAUGAUAUUGUAGGUUAAGUGUGAGAAGUCAGAUCUAGCCAGUUUGAAUAUAAAAAGAUAUGGCCAGUUUAAACACCAAAGGAUUAAAUUGUUAUGUCUGGUGAGGAUUUAAUUACAACAGAUUUGAACUCAAUAUAACAACAUUGAGCUGGUUAACACUGAGGGCUAGCAUGCCGGACGAAAUGCUUUGCAGUAUUUCGCCAGCUGUUACGUUCUGAGUUCAAAUUCCGCCGAGGUCGACUUUGCCUUUCAUCCUUUCGGGGGUCGAUUAAAUAAGUACCAGUUACGCACUGGGGUUGAUGUAAUCGAGUUAAUCUCUUUGUCUGUCCUUGUUUGUUCCCUCUAUGUUUAGCCCCUUGUGGGUAAUAAAGAAACAUAUAUAUUUGGAAAAGUCCCGACAGACAAGGUUCUGUCUUCAUGCAAAUUUAAAUGAUAAUCAUCAUCGCGUGGACAUCAUCAUUCAUUGUUGGGGUUUUGUGAUAAUCACAAGAUCUAAAAUAAGUGAGCAGGGAGGGCAGUCAGUGGUCAUCUCUGUAUUUCACUUUGAUGAGCUACUCUCAGUUCAUUUUGAGGAUAAUGUUUAAAAACAUUCCAAAUCACAUGUAGGUUUCCUUUCACUCAGAAUCGAUUUGACCUCUUUACUCAUGUUUGCAACUCCAACAGAAAUGUGACUGAAAUACACACAUGCACAAAAAUGUAUAUAAGUAU